AUGGGCUUUUUAAGUCCAGUAUGUGUUCUUUUCUUCUUUCUUGGAGUCAAAAUAUAUUGCCAAUAUGAAAGUCCUCAGUGGGAUGAAGAUUACGACCAAGAGCCAGAUGAUGUAUAUCAACCAGAAUUCCAAUUUCAUCAAAAUGUAGACUAUGGAGCUCCUUUUCAUCAGUAUAUGCUAGGCUGUGCUUCUGAAUGCUUCUGUCCACCUAGCUUCCCCUUGUCAAUGUACUGUGAUAAUCGCAAACUCAAGACUGUCCCAAACAUCCCAGCACACAUUCAGCAGGUCUAUCUUCAGUGCAAUGAAAUUGAAGCCGUGCCUGCAGAUUCAUUCACAAAUGCGACUCAUCUUAAAGAAAUCAAUCUCAGCCACAACAGAAUUAAAUCGCAGAAGAUUGAUCAUGGUGCGUUUGCUAAGCUGUCAAACCUAUUGCAGCUUCACCUACAGCAUAAUGAUUUAGUAGAAUUUCCGUUUCCUCUUCCUAAGUCUUUGGAAAGACUUCUCCUUGGUCACAAUGAGAUCUCCAGACUGCAGACAAAUGCCUUGGAUAGGCUAGUAAACUUGACCAUGCUCGAUCUCUGCUAUAAUCAUAUUGAUGACUCUAUGUUACAAGGAAAAAUCCUUGCCAAAAUGGAAAAAUUAAUGCAACUCAACCUAUGUAACAACAGGUUAGAAUCAAUGCCAUCUGGUUUGCCUUCUUCACUUAUGUAUCUGUCUUUAGAGAAUAAUUCAAUUUCUUCUAUACCAGAAAAUUACUUCAACAGACUUCCAAACCUUCAUGCUCUAAGAAUGUCACACAACAAACUACAAGAUGUCCCACACAAUAUGUUUAAUCUGUCCAGCCUCAUACAGCUCAACAUUGGGCACAACAAACUGAAGCGAGCAUUUUAUAUCCCAAGAAAUUUAGAGCACCUAUACAUAGAAAAUAAUGAAAUUGAAAGUAUCAAUGUUACAGUGAUGUGUCCUUCUGUUGACCUACUACAUUACAACCAUUUAACCUACAUUCGUGUGGACCAAAAUAAGCUAAAAGAGCCAAUAAGCUCAUACAUUUUGCUCUGCUUCCCGCAUAUCCGCAGUAUCUAUUAUGGUGAACAAAGAAGCACCAAUGGUCAGACAAUACAACUGAAGACCCAAGUCUUUGGAAGAUUUCAAGAUGAUGCUGACAGUGACGAUGAUGAUGACCACGAAGGCCCAGAACGUGGAGCGGCAGAAGGAGACGUGGAGCCCCACUAUCAUGGAGGGCAAGAGUGGCAAACUAUCUAGGAAUACAUUUAUACUCCACAAAAUAUUGCUCAAUAUAAAUCUAAGCAUGCAUAGCUCACAGUAAUACACCUAGAAUAAUAUAUUAGUGUAAGAUGAAACUGAAUGUAAGUUGUUGCUAACAGUGCAUUAGCUCAUUUUAUUAAAAAUAUAAUUAGCAUAAGUGGGAAUAAAAAACUAAACUUUAAACACAACAAUAUUAUCAUGUUGAGAAAAAAAGUAUGCCAUUUCUAUUAACAGUACUUUUCCUAAGAAUGAUGGAAAAAGCAUUACAGAAGCUGAGACCUGUAGGCCAUGCACUCUCAGUCACCAGGACAGCGUUAAAUGCCAGGUGGCUGCAGCAUGGAAUAGGCAGCCAUCCAUGUAAGGAGUAAUUAUUUUCUUUGACCAAACCUUCAAAAGUUUUCACACUUGUACUAGAGAUCUCCAUGACAUCCCCAACCCCACUCCACCCUUUUGAGCGAUGGAUGGUAUUUUUGAUUUUCAAAAGAGGCUAUCCUACUGUUAGGCAGGAAAAUAGAU
This is a messenger RNA of Manis javanica (Malayan pangolin), 1782 nucleotides long. RefSeq names its product osteomodulin (gene OMD). The record is from RefSeq and is a predicted model, not a curated record. Lineage: Eukaryota; Metazoa; Chordata; Mammalia; Pholidota; Manidae. Gene Ontology annotation, molecular function: protein binding.